This is a messenger RNA of Thelazia callipaeda (thelaziosis nematode), 1170 nucleotides long. Lineage: Eukaryota; Metazoa; Nematoda; Chromadorea; Rhabditida; Thelaziidae. The record is from the annotation of a GenBank genome assembly.
AUGGGGGUUGAUAACUACAAUUUCAGGUGCUACUCUUCUUAUUCACAGAAACUUCUGACCCCAUUAGCAAGCGCUUAUCUACCGAUACAUUUACUUCUUUAUCAAAUUCUAUGCAUUACUGGUGUAUUUGCGAAUCUCUCUAUUGUUGUGGUGUUACUGAGACCGACGAUGCGCAAGAACCAUUUUAACACGUUUUUGAUUGCGAUUGCAUUGUGCGACAUGACUCUGAUGGCUUCGUAUUUUAUUUUUAAACAGGUCGAAUUGUGUCAUCCAUGGUACUUCACGUACUUCUGGAUAGUAUUUACUUAUUUUUACGCUAUUUCAUCCGUUUUUAUCCAUUCAUCCUCUCUUUGGCUUACCGUAAAUAUGGCAGUUUUACGGUAUUUAGUGCUAAAACGAAGUGCAACAUCGACAUCAAAAUUACCAAAUGUUAAUACUUUCAAAGCCGCCUUCAUUGCUGUCAUUGCUGCGAUUAUCAUUUCACUUUUUGGCUCUUUACCUAAUAUGCUUAGAUAUCAGAUUCGAGAUAGCGGUUAUUUGGAUGUACCAACAUACUGUACAACAAAUCAUUCCGCUUAUGCUCAUUAUUAUGCUGACAAUCCAAAAGUUCAUGCGUAUAACAUUGCACGGCCAUCCUGGUGGAGUUGUCGUUGGGAAAGAUUUAAUUUCUGGGCAGCUGGCCUAGUGCUGAAGCUUAUACCAUGUGUGAUGUUGACUGUAUUUAUGACAUUAUUGGUACGGAUGUUAAUUGAAGCACGUGAACGACGUACACGUUUAUGUCGUGGACAGACAGGUGGUAAAUCUCAAGCUGAACGUACAACCACAAUGCUUACGGCUAUUGUGGCUGUUUUCCUCGUUACAGAACUACCACAGGGCAUUCUCGUUUUUGCCAUCGGCUUAAAACCUGGCGUUCGAUACGCAAUGCAGUAUCUUGGUGAUUUUAUCGAUGUUUUAUCAUUAAUUAACAGCAGCUUUAAUUUUAUUCUGUGUGCCUUAAUGAGUCACGUAUUCAGGCGUGAAUUUCUGUUAACUUUUGGUUUUUGUUGUCCAAAAUCUAGUGAAAAUAUCAGCGGAAGUGGAUCUCGAGCUGGUCCUCGAAGUACAACAAAAACACAACAAAUCACGCAAUCACAAAAAAAUGGAUUCAAGGCUAAAUAUUCCGAUGAUUAA